Molecule: messenger RNA, 1312 nt
Organism: Balaenoptera musculus (blue whale)
Lineage: Eukaryota; Metazoa; Chordata; Mammalia; Artiodactyla; Balaenopteridae
Gene: FLACC1
Product: flagellum associated containing coiled-coil domains 1
Exons: 14
Coding region: 1-1272 (423 amino acids)
Cellular component (GO): cytoplasm; sperm fibrous sheath; outer dense fiber
Source: RefSeq, a predicted model, not a curated record
AUGUACCCCAACCCUCUCGUCUACUGCACCUGCUGGGAUCCCUGGAACUUGGGACCACGGAAACUAACCGAGACCCCUCAGCCACCAAGAAAGACCUCCCCAGUGAAGUCCAAGCUAACUCCUCCUCCUCCAGCUUCAAAAAAACAAAAUUAUGCCCAACCGAUAACAAAAUCUGUUGUCGCCCCAAAAAUGAAAAUCCAUUUAGGAAAACAUGAGGAGAGCAAUAAAUUACCUUGUGAAGUAAUAAACAUGUCACCUGGCUACCGCUUCGUUCGGAAUAGAGAGCAGAUUUCCGUCACCUUGGGAGAUGAGAUGUCUGAUAGGAAAAAGCAUUCAGAAUCAGACAGCAUGGACAAAGUCAGAAUUUCCAGGACUGCUAUCAUUACUGACCUAGAAGAACAGAUCUCAGAGCUGACAGCGGUAAUAGAGCAAAUGAACAGAGACCAUCGUUCUGCCCAAAAACUGCUCUCCAAUGAGAUGGAUCUCCGCUGUGCCGAGAUGCAGAAGAACUUUGAAAGCAAGAGGAGGGAGCUCGAGGAGGCUCACGCAGCACAGCUCAGUGAGCUGGAGAAAAACUACAAAGCAGCCUUGAAGGCAGAGAAGUUGGCUGCCCAGGAUAAACUAGAGGAGAUGGGAAAGGAAUAUAAGUAUUUGAAGAAUAUGUUUCAUAUAUAUCAGAACAGCAUUUAUGAUGAAAUGGAGGACAAGUGGUCAAAGAAGAAGGCAGAAUGGGAGAAGGAUGAGAAGUUGGAGUGGGAAAAGAUCCUGUUACGGCAAAGACAGAAGAUAACCAAAAAAUUUGAGUUAGAGUCAGAAGAAGAGAAGAAGAAAAUACAUGACUCCUACAGUGCUAUCUUUGAGAACUUCAAUCGGGAGAAGGAGGAGCUCUUAAAACAACACGAAAGGGACACCUUGCAAUUAGAGGAGCUGAGAAAGACCAAAGAGGUCAUAGAGGAAGAGUUGCAUGCUCAAGCUCUUAUCCUAGAAUCACUUAACACAACCCUCUACCAAACCCAGAUGGAACUCCAGAGAGAGAAAGCUAUGGUGGCAAAUCUGGAGAAAACACUCCAGACCAAGCUUGCUGAAGCUGAAGAAAAUUUUAAAUAUACCAUACAGCACCUGACAGAAGAAAACAUUCAUCUAAGGCAGAAGACAAUUGCCAAAAAUGAAGAAAUUUUUGAUGAACGAUCUGGGAAAUCGACCUCUGUUACUAUUUACGAGCAUAAUUCUGACAUUUUAGAAGAUGGUGGCAAUGAAACACAAGAAUCAUGAGCAGAAGAAUUGUUCUCUAUCUCCAAAGAUAUUAGGAACA